AUGCCCCCUGGAAGGAUGGUUGGAGAAACAACACGCACAGACCUUGCUGAUGUGCCAAUUACUGACUAUGAAAAAGAGAGGGCUCUAAAUGUGAUGAGGAACAACAACAUGUUGAGAAGCCUUGGUAUAACUGGAUUAACAUCACUUAUUCGAUCAAGUAAAACAAGGAAGAACUCUAUCGCUCAUGAUGACUUUGUUUCAUUGUAUGAACCGGAUCAUAAUGAAGACAAUGAUCAUCAUGUGGCUGAUCAGGAUGUACCUUUAAACUGUCAAAGAAGGAACACCAACAUGUCUACUGUUUCUGGAGGAACAAAAGGAUCCAAGAGAGUGCUAGCACCUAAUGCAGAAGACCAAGUUCGCAGAGUAACUAGACAGAAGACAAAGGAAAUAUCUUCAGCUGAUAAAGAUCUUCAUGGUUCGACUACAAAUACAGAAGAGCAUGCAUUGAUUUCUGCCAAUUGUUCUACACAACAUGAUGACGAGAUUCAGAUUUGUGAUGAAGGGAAGAGACGUCCAGAGGUUCCUAUGCAAGCUGCAAUGCUUGCAUCGGAAGGAGGAAUUGCAAUUAGGCAACAUAUGCCGAUCCUGACACACUGGAAGGAAUACAAGAAUGACAAGUCCUAUUUGGAAGACUUCGUCGGAAGAAUUGGUGGUCAAUUUGCCGUAGACACCAAAAACAAAGAUGUCAGAUAUGCAUGUGCUGAUUUGAUGAGGUGUAAUCAGCGACAAAUGAGAUAUAAGCUCAAAAAGGCUUACUUUAAUGGUGUGGCAGCAGACAAAGUGAGAACAACAUCACCGUUGAGUACUAUGACAGAUGAGCAAUGGAUGCAACUAGUGAAUAUGUGGUCUACCCCAAAGCACAAGGACAAGUGUGUGAACAACAAAGUGAUUCGUGGCAAAGUUCGGUUCCAGCAAAAGACAGGAUCUCGGAGUUACAUUGCACAUAUGCAUGCCGUGAAGCAAGCCAAAUAUGGAGAUGCACCACCAAGUGCAAUUGAUCUUUUUAAAGAGUGCCAUUGUAGCAGCAAGACUGGUUUUGCUGAGCAUGUAAAGGAAGCAAUUGACACAAUGGAAGCACUUGUGGCUGAACCUGGAGUAGAAGGGAAAGAAUCUAAGACCCCUACAGAAGCAGUUGCUCAAGUGUUGGCUUCAUCAAAAUUUCUUCAAAAUAUUGGUCUUGUACCUGCCACAAAGAAAAGCAGCAAUGGUUCUGAUCCUACACGUAUGGCAGAACUUGAGGCAGAACUUGAAUCAGAGAAACAAAACUCAUUAGAGGUUAGAGCUCAGUUAAAUGCCCUCAAGAAGAAGGUAGAAGAAUCAGAAGAAGCAAGGGCUAAGGAGUUAGAAAAGAUUAAUGAUCUACAAAAAGGAGCAGAUGAGACCAAUGCUCUCCUUCGUCGUCUCUUUAGCCUCAAUAAGUAGU
This is a messenger RNA of Zea mays, 1423 nucleotides long. RefSeq lists its product as uncharacterized. NCBI's taxonomy places the organism in Eukaryota, Viridiplantae, Streptophyta, Magnoliopsida, Poales, Poaceae. The record is from RefSeq and is a predicted model, not a curated record. Bases 1 to 1422 code for a protein of 473 amino acids. The transcript is spliced from 8 exons.